Molecule: messenger RNA, 541 nt
Organism: Acromyrmex echinatior (Panamanian leafcutter ant)
Lineage: Eukaryota; Metazoa; Arthropoda; Insecta; Hymenoptera; Formicidae
Source: RefSeq, a predicted model, not a curated record
AUGGCCGCAGCACAGACUCUUGCACAACGCAUAAGAGAAUCAACCAAUCGAAAUUUUUCUUUUCCAUGGCAUGAGAGGAAAGAUUUUCAUGCGGCAUUUCUCGAUCUCCGAUUGAACCUGUUGAAACCCAGAGAGAAUUCAGAAGAUCAAGGGAGAAUAGUGGAUUCAGCCGGAAGCCGCCAUUUGUUAGAAAUUAAAAUUAAUGAAUCUACAACUGCAACGGUUGGAACUACUAAUAAUAUUACGAUCACGAAAACUGCAACAGCAGCAACUGCGAGAACAACAACGGCAGCAACUGCGAGAACAGCAAUUGCAACAAACGAAUCAGAAUCAGUUACAAAUGCAAGAGCAAACGCAACCGAAACCGCAAUUCCAACCGCAGCUACAACAAUUACAAAACCACCACGGUGGCAAAGAGGAGGAUGUGGACAUAUUAAAAAAGUGAAAGAAAUUGUGAAAUAUGUCUACAUAUCUAUUCCUCGCGACAAACAUUCAGACAGUCGCAUUAAAUAUCCAGAGGACAAGCGACUUUAAACAGAAU